AUGGACAUACCCCAAAGCGAUAUUCGUUCUUGCGUAUUAAUUCGUGGAACACGUUCAUCAACUACAAAAGAAAUGGUAAAUAGUUAUUGUGAAACAUAUGGACAAGUUAAUUAUUGUCGUAUUGCAAUUAAUCCUCAAGGUAUUAUGCGUGGAUAUAAUGUUGUAUAUAAGCAAGAACAUUCAGUCAAUCGUUUUAUGGAUGAUCGUCCUCAUCGUGUUGAUGGUCAAUCAGUAAAAGUAAGACGAUGUAUACCUUCGGAUGAAGAAUGGAGAUUAACAAGUGAAAUUCUCAUAACAUCAUCAGAUGAUUCAACUGAUAAUCAAGUACCUAACGAAGAUUCUCUUCGUGAUUACUUUUCUAAAUAUGGUGCAAUUCGUACAUGUCGCAUCGAUACUUAUUAUAAUCGACCAUGUGCUCAUUUAACAUUUGCUGAUUACGAUCGAGUUGAUCAAUUAAUCAAUGAUAAACCACAUACAAUCAAUAAAAUGCUGAUAAAUGUUCGAAAAUAUAUCUCUCAUGAUGAUGAUAAUACUAAACUUCAAUCAUCAUCAUCAUCAUCAAAACAAAGUUCGAAAUUUGAUACAAAACGUCGUCAACAAUCUUCAACUGAUUCUGAGCAUCGCCGUAAUAAAAAAAGUCGAUCUUCAUCAAAGAAUACUGAUUCAUCUUCAACAGCAUUAUUAUCAAAAGUAACUAUUAAACAAGAACGUUGUAAAGAUACUGAUAUAACUCGUCUUAAAACUGCUAAUAAUUUAUUAAUACGUGAAGUUCAAUCACUUAUAUCUCCGCCAAUACAAUCAAUUGAAAGAAUAAAUAAUGAUGAAUUAUUACGUUUACAAGCUGAUUAUGAACGUUUAAAUACUCAAACAAAAAAUCUAUGUCAUGAACAAAAUAAUGAUUCAUAUGAUCCGAAUACAAAUGAAGUUUUAACUAAACUUCAUGAUGAUGUUACAAAUUUACUUCAACAAAUAAAAAAUCUUCAACAAGAAAAAAAAACAUUUGUUGAUGAAUUAUUUGAAAAAUAUACUGUUGAAUAUAUUCUUUCUUUGAAUGAAGAUGAUAUUAAUCAAAGACUUGAACAAUUGGAAAAAGAAAAUCAAUUACUUUUACUUAUCCGACAAAAAGCCAUCAUGCAAACAGCAUUUAAUAAGACAUCAUAUGAUUUACGAGCAAAACCAAUUCAAACUUUUUGUAAUAUACCUAAAUUAGGAAAACAUGAACAUAAAAAAACAUUUAAAAUUAUUGGAAAUAAUGAAAGUCAGUUUUUACUUGAUGAUAAACCAGCAUUUCAUUUUGAACAUAUAUGGGGUGAAGGUACAAAUGGUGAAAUAUAUGAUCGAUUUGCUCGACCAGCUAUUGCUGAUCUUGUUCGAGGACGAAGCACACUUCUAUUUGUUACUGGUCGAAAUAAAAAAUAUCGUAAUGAUAUUCUAUUUGGUGAAACAAAAGAUACUGGUCUUAUAUCUUUAACAAUCAAUGCACUUUAUAAUAGUAUUGGUGAACAUCGUGCAUUAAAAUAUUAUUUUAGACCAAUGGGUAAUAAUAGUUAUAAAGUUCAAUCUGAUGCUCAAGCUAUGUUUGAUCGACAUCAACGAGAUCUUUUGCCAAAAGUAAGCAAAAAUAUUAUUGGAAAUAUUACACAUACAAGUAUUUUAGAAAAAUCAAUUCUUGAUCAAACAUCAAAUGUAUCUGGUAUUGAUGAUGAUUAUGUUUAUACAAUAUUUGUUUCGGCUAUGGAAAUUAAUUCUACACAAUCACAUUCAGUCACAAGUGAUUUAUUAAAAAUGUUUACAGAAGGUAUAAAUCAUACGCCUCUUGAAACUCCUCAAACAUGUAUGGAAAUUGAAUUUGAUGAUGCACGUAAAACACGACGAAAGUUAUUUGAUACAACUAAAAUACCUGCAAAAGAGAAUUCAACACGUUUAUAUACGAUACGUCUUGUACAAGCACGAAAAUCAGAACAUACAGAAAAUAUUACACCGAUUGUUAGUCAACUAACAUUUAUCGAUUUAACAACCAGUAAAAAUGCAGCAGAUUUAAAAGCUGUGAAAGAUUUUAUUGUACCGCCGAAAAAACAUUCAAUUGAUUCUUCGAAUCAUUUACAAGAUUUUCUUAAUCAAUUUCCUAUACAAGAUCAUCAACAAUUAUUUGUACCGAUUAAAUUACUUUUAUGUGCAUCAGCAAGUAAUAAUGAUGCAGAAGAUACUUUAUAUGAUAUUAAAUGGUUAAUGAGUCUUCAAGCUAAUCAGUAUCUUGUUUAUUUGGGUCGAGAUGAAGAAAAACUUGUCACACGUGAUGAUGAUCAUCAUCGACCACCACGUCCACCACCAAUUCAUUAUUCAACAUCAUUACAACGUACUGAUCAUACAAAUUUAGCACAACAUGUACCAUCUUCAACUCCACUUGCUCAAUCAACACCACGAUCUGUUACGCAAAUACCAACAUCAACAACAACAUUAGCAUCUGUUAAUACACAACAUUCACGUCAAUCACAAUAUCAAACGAUAAAUACGACACCAAAUCGAUCAUUUAAUUAUAUUCCAAAUACAAUUCAAUCAAUCCCUCCAUCACGACCAUUAUCAUCUUCUCGACUCGUUAUGUCAAAUCGGUCAGAAGAAACUCCUACAUUUAUUACUUAUCCAUUGACACCAAAUACAGGUUCAUCUCAUCUAACUCAAAAAGUACCACCACGUAUUCCACCACGAAUUCAUCGUACACCAAAACCUUCACCGACGACGAUCGAACAAGAAGUACCCGUAUCAACAGAAACAAGAUUAAGUUCAAGUAUUCAAAAUCGACGACCACCACCACCACCGCCGCCGCCUCAUGCGCCAUCAACUCUUACUACUGAAUUAAAUAAAUUAAAUAAAACACGUUUUUCACGAAAAUAUUCACGAACAAAUUUAACUAAUGAUGUACAACAACGAGCAUCUUCUGCUAUUGCUACUCGUACAAUACCAACACCAAUAUUAACAGCAAAACGUGUACCUUUAAAAGAAGAACAUUUACUUAAACGUUCAUCUUCAGCUGAUCGUGUUGGUCGUGAACGUUGGUUACAUCAUAUAACUGACUCAUCAACAAUUAAUAAUACGAUUAAACUUCGAACUUCACUACCAAAUCCAUUACAACUUGUAUCAAAUCAUUUUAAUUCUAUGUCAAAAUUAUUAAGUGCAACAAAAUAUGCAAUUGAACAUCGUGCUGAAGAUAGUGUUCAAUUAUUUCAAGGUGAUGUUAUGGCAACAAGUAAAGGUGGUGUAAAAGUUGUUUUUACUUCAGUUGAUCAAGUAACACAUAAUAGUUUACUCCCAUCGACAUGUGAAAAUUCUGUUUUGGGUUCGUCAAUUAUUUCAAUAUAA
Messenger RNA from Adineta steineri, 3357 nucleotides. Lineage: Eukaryota; Metazoa; Rotifera; Eurotatoria; Adinetida; Adinetidae. The record is from the annotation of a GenBank genome assembly.